This is a messenger RNA of Penicillium odoratum, 228 nucleotides long. RefSeq lists its product as uncharacterized. NCBI's taxonomy places the organism in Eukaryota, Fungi, Ascomycota, Eurotiomycetes, Eurotiales, Aspergillaceae. The record is from RefSeq and is a predicted model, not a curated record. The transcript has a single exon. Bases 1 to 228 code for a protein of 75 amino acids.
AUGUGCUACAGAGUUGUCGAACGAUUCUCCGUCUGCAAAUGCGUCUACUUUGAACACUCAACGGACCCCUGCGCCGCCUAUGGUCAGCGCGGUCACUCUAUCCAGGAAAAGACUGUGUUGGUGGGUUAUGCUUGCACAAUUCACUCUUCGCGCGGUGCUUCUUCCUCGCCCAGUGCUGGUCGCUGGACGGAUUCCGGCUACUCCAGUUCCAAGGGAUCGGGGCGGUAG